AUGGGAAACUCAACGUCGAAGAAGUCAGGCCUUGGCCGUCGUCACUCGACCGGCAUGAGGGAUCUCGAUAAGUUCACGCAGCCCACAGGCUUGUACUCGACCUGUCCGUGGGAACAUAAGACGGUACGACGGCUCAUAGUGGACAAAAAGCUGGCACCUCGCUUUCCCGGGCAGGAAACUAAAGAUGGGUGUUUUACACUUGAGUGUCCAAUAUGCUUCAUGUUUUAUCCUGGUAGUCUCAAUGCAUCAAGCUGCUGCAGCAAACCCAUUUGCUCUGAGUGUUAUCUUCAGAUCCGCCCGCCGGAUAAACAUAUUUGCUGUCCGUUUUGCAACCAAGAAGCCUUUAGUGUCCGCUACGCACUGCCAUCUGCAGCAGAAUUGGCUUUAAUUCGCUCUAUUAAGCGCGUGAGGUCACCCCGACGAAGCAGCGCCAUUGGUAUCCCCAUGCCAGCAAACAAGCAGUUGACUACGAGUCCACAGAGUGUACAAUAUGCCUCAGUCGAAGAUCGUCACCGUCUACGCGAUUCCCUGCGUUCGCAAUUGAGUAUCAGCGAUAAGCCUGUAACUGAUAGUCCACAUCCCAAUAGUGUUGCGGCAUUAAACGACGCAGCGUCACAUUUGUCGGCAACUCCUGGUGAUGCGGCUCAUUUGGAGGAAUUAAUGCUUUUGGAAGCCAUUCGACGGUCAAUGCACGAUUUCAGUCUUGGAAAUGACGAAAAGGAUAGACGUGGAUCUAAAAGCAGUCAACAACCCACUCGCGAAAGCAACAAUAAUGCUGCUGACUGCGCUGAAGUGAUUGCAAAUUGA
Molecule: messenger RNA, 807 nt
Organism: Plasmopara halstedii
Lineage: Eukaryota; Oomycota; Peronosporomycetes; Peronosporales; Peronosporaceae
Product: ring u-box domain-containing protein
Exons: 5
Coding region: 1-807 (268 amino acids)
Cellular component (GO): cytoplasm
Source: RefSeq, a predicted model, not a curated record